Tarenaya hassleriana is the source of this 633-nucleotide messenger RNA. RefSeq names its product phytosulfokines 3-like. The coding region runs from base 79 to 321 and encodes 80 amino acids. NCBI's taxonomy places the organism in Eukaryota, Viridiplantae, Streptophyta, Magnoliopsida, Brassicales, Cleomaceae. Gene Ontology annotation, cellular component: extracellular region. Gene Ontology annotation, biological process: cell population proliferation. The transcript is spliced from 3 exons. The record is from RefSeq and is a predicted model, not a curated record. Gene Ontology annotation, molecular function: growth factor activity.
CUCUCUCUCUCUCUCUCUCUCUCUCUCUCUCUCUCUCUCUCUCUCUCUCCCUCUCUCUCUCUCACAGUAGUCAAAAGCAUGGCAAAGUUCACAACCUUGUGCAUAUUGGCUCUCCUCCUCUGUUCGACGCUAACGUACGCCGCUCGGCCUGCUCCGACCACCGCUUCACGUGGAGAAACAGCCGUCGAGGGUUUUGGGGAAGGACGAGGAGAUAAGGAGGCAGAGGAGAGAUGCGAAGGAGUUGCAGAAGAAGAAUGCUUGAUACGAAGAACCCUUGUUGCUCACACCGAUUACAUCUAUACCCAAAACCAUAACCCAUGAGUCAUUACUACCUCCUUAAUUUCUAUACAUAGUUUAUUAAAAAUCCGUAGCUUUUAAUCUUAUUCUCGUGUUGAACGGUCUCGAUCACGUUCUACUUUCUUCUCAGUUUUGAGCAUUUCAUGGCGGUCGAAUAUUCGUUAUAUAUAUUAUAUGGUUUUAUUUUGGUAUUAGUCAUGUUUGUAAAGCUGUAAAAAACCCGUGCGUGUUCUUGGUCACAAAAAAAUAAAUAAAAAGAUUCUAUACGGUGCGUGUUUUGUUGUAACCACCGGCUGUAAAAAAAUAUAUAUUUUAUUUCGCUCCUAAAUGAAAGUA